Protopterus annectens (West African lungfish) is the source of this 4477-nucleotide messenger RNA. RefSeq names its product leucine rich repeat containing 75A (gene LRRC75A). The coding region runs from base 1683 to 2831 and encodes 382 amino acids. NCBI's taxonomy places the organism in Eukaryota, Metazoa, Chordata, Ceratodontiformes, Protopteridae. The record is from RefSeq and is a predicted model, not a curated record. The transcript is spliced from 4 exons.
UCCAUCACACUACUCACCAGAGCUGGGCAGAAGCCCUUGCAAUGAGUUGGGGUAUGCUUUAGUCUGUGCAGUAGGCUACAAGCUAAGGUGCACAAACCAGCUGCUAGACAGCACUGGCAUCAGGCAGAGAAAGCGGCUGCAAAUGAUAACAAGAGAAAAGGUGCCCAGAAGCACAGUAACGGAAGACAUCGUGCACCCGAGAGACCACAACCCGGGAGGAGGAGAUGGUCUAGCCUUGCGGGAGGGAGGGGAGAUCUAGCUCUCCUGGCCAACUGAGACAUAUCAACUCAUGGGUCGAUUCCCCAGAUUAUAUGUCGCCACCUCCUGUACGGUCAGCAGAAAGUAGGAAGUAAUUAGUGGUUGUAAUGCAACUGAUUCCCUGCUUCCUUAGUAAAGCAUCUGCGUUUUUAGAGCUGAAGCGUUCAAGGUGUAGGGGAGCAGUAUAGACAAGCCAUGACUUGCUACAGUACCAACUAGCAAAAGUAAAUUGUCCGACCAACAUUACUAAGCUUUGGAUUUCACAGGAUCAGAUUGCUCAUGUUUAAUUGCCGACCUCUCCUCCCGCUGGAUUAAUUACAGCUAAAAUACAACUUCUGCAUCUCAGAUCACGUGUGUCUAGGAGGAUCCCAGCAAGGUGUUGAUUCAAAAGCUGUGAAAGUCAUCGCCCUUGGUCAGCUCAGCUCAUUCAGUACCCACCACUGCCAGGGUUCUUUAACUGUCUUGGAGUGGUAACCGCUUUGCUUUCCACUUAGUAGGAUCAUGCAUGUCACCACACUUCGACUUGUAUAAAACUUGGGGGCAAGUUGAAUGAGAACAGUCAGAUGCCAUAAUUACCGGCGUGUUUUUUCUAGUAUUGCGUAGUAAUUUUCACAUAGCAGUAAAUCAACACUAGAAGGAUAUUGCAAGUGUUAAGCGUGCAUGGAGGCUCUAUGACUUCAGAGGCUAACUUUUCUUGAACAAAACUCCAUCAUGUCCCUUUUAUGCACUCGGAACCCAUGGUAGCUAGUGUCCCUUUAAGGAUUUGGAGCUCCCGGUGUAGCUAACGGUGGGGUAUUCUCAGCACUAUUUGCAUGAUUUGUUAGCACCAUUACCCCCGGUUUUGGAAGUGUGUGCGUCCGAUAAACGGAAUUCUGAGGACAACCAGUAGAAGACACUUCAUCUGAGGAGAGGAUUAUGUGUGAUACUGUAUAAUUCUGACUGGCAGCUGUAGCAAACUGCUCACUCAGGGCUGUAGAAGUUAAUCUGGUGAUACUGUCAUCUGCAUUGCUGCAGGGGAAAUGGAAAGCUAAUCGCUGGUGACCACUGAUUCGAUUUUUUUCUGAUUCUCCAUAGGACUAGUACCCAAAGCAGUCAUCGGUAUAAGGAUUUGUUGCUUUGUUUGAUAAGUGUCGCUGUCAACGGGAAACAUACUUGGACUUAUGGGUCCUUCCCUCCCGAGUACUCUGGCAGUUGGAUUUGGCAGUACUGGACACUGUGCAUCACAGCUGCAUUGAGAAAAAUAGACUUUACUUGUGUGUGCAGUGGGAAACGACGGCAGGAGACAGUAGUUUUGCCGGGGCACUCGUUGAAGGUUUGGGCUGUGGGGACAUAGUGACACCUUGCAGUUAGCAGUACCCAGCCACAAAAGUUUGCAUGCCACUCAUGAGCAAGCUAGUUGAAGCUCCGGUUGGGUUUGCUAAGCUAUGGGCACUAAACAAACCAAAGGAUGCCAUCCUUCUGCAGCAGCUGAAAGCCCCCAGCACAACCUGGGGUCCCGUAGAAAGACUUCAUCGAGGGACAAGGGGGAUAUUUUCUCCUCUUUCAUGCUGAGAUCCAGCGAAAAGUUUGGAAAGUGUGGAACCCCUCCCCCUUAUCAGAAACGAAUCACUAUGAUUCAGGAGAUGUUGAUGCUUGUCAAGCAGGGAAGACAAGAAGAUGCAACUGAGUUAUUGAAACACCUGCGGCAGGAUUUAGGAAUGGAGUCCACAUCACUGGACGAUGUCUUGUAUCGUUAUGCCAGCUUCCGGAAUUUGGUGGAUCCUAUCACACAUGACCUCAUCAUUAGCCUUGCUCGAUACAUCCACUGUCCAAAGCCGGAAGGAGACUCAAUUGGAACCAUGGAGAAAUUGUGUAGACAACUGACCUAUCACCUCAGUCCUCACUCUCAGUGGAGACGUCAGGGUCUCAUGAAGAGGAAACCCCAGGCAUGCUUGAAAGCUAUCCUUUCUGGUCCUCCUACCAGUAAUACAGUAGACCUGUCUGGAAUUCCUCUGACAAUGAAAGAUAUGGAUCGUGUAAUCGCUUAUCUGCAACACUACUCUGAACGAAUCUCCAGCCUAGAGCUCUGCUUUACUGAGUUAACAGAUGAAAUGUUUCUUCAUCUCCUUCCAGCACUAAGUUCCUUGCCACAUCUUUCUACCCUUUCAUUAAAUGGGAAUAGACUUACCAAAGCUGUACUCAGAGAUCUGACUGAAAAUCUAAAGGAUAGCGAAAAAUUUCCUAGUGUAACGUGGAUUGACCUUGGGAACAAUGUAGACAUUUUUUCUCUGCCACAGCCUUUCCUAGUGAGCCUUCGAAAACGCAGUCCCAAGCAAGGGAAUCUGCCAACAAUCUUGGAAUUUGGAGAGGGUCAGUUGAGUGACCUGGAAAGCCAUGAUGAAAAUUUAACAGAAAGUCAAGAAGACUUGUGCUCAGAGGAGGAGGAUGAAAGCAGUUUACUCCAAGAAAUAACUGUGGAGUGUAGUGGAGAGUCAGAGAGUGAUAUUCAUAGUGCUUCUGGACCAAUCCUAGAGCAGCCAACCUACGAUAAAAAAUCUCAUCACAUGACAUCUACAGUAUCAAAUCAGACAUAACUGUCACUGUUUCACUGUCUUUUUAAUACUAGCGGAAGUGUCAUUGAACUGGUAUUUCAAAUAUGAGAACAUUCAGGUGUCAGUGAUCAGUUUUAAUGCUGACUAUUAGCCAUUUGAAGACUAUAGAUGAAACUGCCAUCAAAUUUUGAUGCAAAUAUAAAUUGUCUUGUAUUAACUAUCUACAUGCAGUUUAAGAUGAAACGUAUACUUGUAAAACCCCUCUUCUAAAAAAAAAUACAGACACACUAUGCCAAUUUAUUACAGUGCCUGCCAAGCUUACUAAAUCAUAUUUUAUAUGCAAAAAUUAGUGUACAAAUACUUUUGAGAUUAUAUUAUGGAUAAAAUGUGACUAAAGGUGUAUUUUAUUCACAGUCAAUGCUCUACUCGUAUGUUUUAUAAACAAUAUGUUUUCUUGGAAUCAUUUAGGAAAUAAGGAAAUCUGUGGACCCUUACCUUUAAAGAUCCUCUACAUUUAUAGUGAAUUUUUAUUGAACGUAUAGUACAGUCUGUCUGUGCCAUUGAUGUCUUUACAUUUUAACACUUAGAGCUUGGAAUUAAAAGUUCUUAUUGAAAUCUGUGGUGGGGGGGGGGGGAUGAAAAUACCACACAGUUCCAAUAUGAUUCCAUAUGAAUCGGGUUUCAAAAAAGUCUCAAAUGUUAUCUAUAGACCUGUACUCCACAGUUUUUUGAGAAGUGUGGAUCUUUUUUUUCUCAUGUUUAUGGUAGAAUAUUAUAUUGUGAGUUAUAGAUUUACAAACCCAUUAUGUAUUCCUUUGGGAUUAGAAAAAUAAUUCUAAACAGCAUUUUCUGGGUGGAAGUUUAAUGCUGCAUUCCUUACAGGUAUUCCAGUAUCCUCUACAUAGUGAAAGACAGAAAAAAGACUAAAUACAUGCAGCACUACAAUUAUUUUGUAUUAAUUCUAAGAAAUUAUUUUUCAGUAGCAGAAAAAUUCUGUUGUAGUCAUGAUUGUGUUAAUACUGAAGAUAUACUAAAUAUUAGAAUAUGGGUGAUACAUUUAAGUGUCCUUUUCUAUAGUAUCAAGAAUGGGGGAGUAGUGUUAUGAGGUUUCACCCAAGAUGAUAUAGUAAUGGAUAGUUGGGUCCCCCAACACCAGAUUUGCACAUACAAAGGAAUGUACUGCCUAUACAAAGAGAAGCACAGUCCUAUGCUUUCAGGCCCAAGUUGCAUAUUCUGCUUCAAUGAGGACCAACUAAUUGCCCCAGAUUUUGCAAGCUUUGUAAUGGGCCUCUGAUGCUUGCAUGAUUUUUAAAACACUUUUGCUAGCUGGUUAUGAAGCUUCAUUCUAUGAACACCAACAUGCCUGUAUUCACACAAGAGGCAUGGCUAGAUGGGUGUAAAUUGUUAAACAAUUGUUCCUAUUUGUAUUUUUCUAUGUUUGGAAUGCUGCGAUAAAACUGAUGCAUCAUGUCCUUUCUAUGGCCUUACACUGCCAAUUUUUACUUAUGUCUGCUAUUGGAAUGUUUUAUUAAUUCUUCUAGAACUUUGCAGUGUCACCCAGUUUGUUGUCUUUAAUGUUUUAUAUGUGAUCGUUUGUUUUAGGAUGCUCUGUGUUAUUUGUGUAAAGUUUGCAAUGACAGACUAUGCUAACCAAAAUUAUCUUAAAUAAAAAAAAGUUUAUUAUAGAA